Messenger RNA from Manis javanica (Malayan pangolin), 1066 nucleotides. The record is from RefSeq and is a predicted model, not a curated record. Lineage: Eukaryota; Metazoa; Chordata; Mammalia; Pholidota; Manidae.
AAUAAUACUUGCCUUGGUGGGUGGGGACAUCUUACUCUAAAGAUUUUUCAGAAAGUAGUAGAAACUCAUGUUUUCAUUGUGUUAUUUUUUUACAGAAAGAAGAGUGGGAAAUUAAAGGCUUCCUAUAAGCGAGAGUGUUUCAGUCUUGGCAGUAAUGUUGAUAUAGAUUUUUCUGGACCAACCAUCUAUGGUUGGGCUGUGUUAGCUUUUGAAGGCUGGCUUGCUGGCUAUCAGAUGAGUUUUGACACAGCCAAAUCCAGACUGUCUCAGAAUAAUUUUGCCCUGGGUUACAAGGCUGUAGACUUCCAGCUGCACACUCACGUGAACGACGGCACUGAAUUUGGAGGGUCUAUCUACCAGAAGGUUAAUGAGAAGAUAGAAACGUCAAUAAACCUUGCUUGGACAGCUGGCAGUAACAACACCCGUUUUGGCAUCGCUGCUAAAUACAAGCUGGAUUGUAGAACUUCUCUGUCUGCUAAAGUAAAUAAUGCCAGCCUGAUCGGACUGGGUUACACUCAGACCCUUCGACCAGGCGUCAAACUGACCCUGUCGGCUUUAAUCGAUGGAAAGAACUUCAAUGCAGGAGGUCACAAGGUUGGCUUGGGCUUUGAAUUAGAAGCUUAAUGUGGUUCUGAGGAAAGCAGAUUUGUCCCUGGAGGUGAAGAGAAAUGAACCCACUAUGUUUUGGCCUUAAAAUUCUGUGAAAUUUCAAAAGUGUGAACUUUUUAUUCUUCCAAAGAAUUGUAAUCUUCCUCACACUGAAGUCUAGAGAUCACAGGUCCAUCCUAAGGGAGGUGCUUGAAGGCAUGCCUGGAAGUUGUCAUGUUUGUGCCACAUUUCAGUUGAAUUCCGCAGUGUUAUUUUAAUGUGUUCCUCAGUGACAACGUAGUGUCACAUUACAAAGGAAACCACCGAUCCUCCUGUUUGUACAUCACACCCUGCAUGUCCCACACCACUUUUUCCUGACCUUUUAAUAAUUGGUCUCUGUGCUGUAGUGGAAUCUUUGGUUUUCAUCAGCGUAAAAUCAAAUAAACCUGUCACAUUUAGAACAUAAUUCCUCUUCUGA